CUUGCUAUUAACAUUGAUAUAUGAUUUAAUAAACAUAAAUAAAGUUUUUGUAGUUAAAUAAACAUUGAAAAUUAAUAUUUAAAACGAUAUAAUUAAUUGAUGUCUCUCUACUAUAGAGAGAUGUGUAACAAAAUUAUAUUAUCUUUGAUUAUAAUUUAUGGAAAUGGUAUUUUUGCUCAAUCGGAUUCGGAUACUGUAGAACAUUUAAAGGGAUUGAUUUAUAAUAGAAUUGCAAAUAUUCCAAAUUAUGAAUCUCCAACUGACGCCAAAAUGUUUGAAGCGCCAGAAGUACCUAUAACAGAAUAUGGUACUUACGACUUCAUUAUCAUUGGAGCUGGAGUUACAGGGUCUGCGAUAGCAAAUCGUUUGUCAGAAAUACGACAAUGGAGGAUUCUAUUAAUAGAAGCUGGUAUUUUUACUGAUGGUGAUUUAAUGAGCAUACCCAGUAUGUUUAUGCUCACAGUUUUCUCCGAUUACAAUUGGGGUUUUAGAACCGUCCCACAGAAAAAUGCAUGUUUGAGUACAAAAAACCACACAUGUUUAGUUCCACGUGGCAAAGGUGUUGGAGGAUCCUCUUUGUUGAAUGCCUUACAAUACUCCAGAGCCAACCCAAAAAAUUACAACCAAUGGGCAAAAGCACUUCAUGACUCCAGUUGGUCAUACAAAAAUAUACUUAAAUAUUUUAAAAAAUCCGAGAAUUUUCAUUGGACCAACCCAAAAGCACCUGUAGAUUUAAAGAGCCACGGAAGAGAAGGUUUACUACAUGUUCAACAUGUUCAACCUGAACAUCCAUUGAAUGACAUUUUUAUAGAAGCAAAUAAACAACUCGGAUACGAUAUAAUAGAUUUUAAUAGUGAAAGACAAAUAGGCGGUUCCAUAAUGCAACUUUAUACUAAUAAUGGCACUAGAGAAGAUAUGGGUACUGUUUUUAUAACCCCAUUUUUAGAUAGACCUAACUUAACAGUACUAACGCAAAGUUAUGUUACAAAAAUUGAAAUUGAUAAGAUAACUAAAGUAGCAAAGAGCGUACUAUUCACAAAUAACGGUAUUACUUAUAGAGCACGAGCAGACGUUGAGGUUAUAUUAUCUGCCGGAGCUAUUGCCAGUCCCCAAAUUUUGAUGCUGUCUGGUAUAGGACCAAAACAGCAUCUGCAAGACGUAGGUAUAGAACUAAUAGAAAAUCUAGAAGUUGGUAGUUGUUUAAAAGAACACGCUUUAUUAUCCCAUUUAUUUUUUACGUCAAACUUCGAGAGACCUGUAGAAACGAUUGAACAACAACUUUCAGAUUUCUUAAAGGGCUACGGAUCACUUACUACGACUAGUACCCAGGCUCAGGGUAUAGCGUUUUAUAACGUAAAUCAUAAAACUAGUACUGUUCCCGAUUUAGUAAUUUAUGUUGAUGAUACAAAAUAUUCAGAAAUGGAAAAAUCAGUUUUUGAUUUUAACGAAGAAACUAUUCAAUCACUUACAAAGAUUGGCUCUAAAUUAAAAACAAUUAGAUUCUUAUUAAUGAAUUUCAAUAUAAAAUCUAAGGGUACUAUUAGGUUAAAGAAUAAAAAUCCAUUUGAGUAUCCUUUAAUAGAUCCUAUGUUGUUAUCAGACCAUUCUGGAAAAGAUAUAAAAACCAUGUAUAGAGGAAUUCAACAAAUACUUAGACUAAGUGAGACUCCAGCAUUUAAAAAAAUUAAUCUAGAGUUAGUUAAUGAACCACUGCCUGCUUGUAAACACAUUCAAUUCAAGUCUCAAAAAUAUUGGUAUUGUUUUUUGAAACAGCUGACAAUGACUGGAGUUCAUCCGAUGGCUACUUGUCCCAUGGGUGUUAAUAAAUGUAAAGGAGCCGUAGUAGAUUCCAAUCUUAAAGUUUUUGGAAUUAAAAAAUUAAGGGUAGCAGAUGCAAGCAUCUUUCCUGCCUCUAUUGCAGGACAUCCAUCAAUGACUUGUCUGAUGAUUGGAGAGAAAAUUAGUGAUGUAAUCAAACAAGAAUAUUUGUAAAAAUGUAG
Messenger RNA from Psylliodes chrysocephalus, 2000 nucleotides. Lineage: Eukaryota; Metazoa; Arthropoda; Insecta; Coleoptera; Chrysomelidae. The record is from the annotation of a GenBank genome assembly.